AUGGACUUGCUACAGAAGGAGCAUGAGCGGGCGUGGAAGCGGAUGAAAGCGGCCAAAAGUAUCAACGACGUCCAAGCUACGAUUGACUUGCUACAGAAAGCUCGAGACUCGAUAGCUGCUGAUCCGACCACAGCUUCAAUCACACUCGCAAAGCUACAGAAUCCGGUGAAGGCGUCAUUCGAUGCGACCAACGAUAGUUUGAAGGAGACCCACGGCAGUCUCAACAAGUACACGAAAGCACUAGACAAGUUGUUCAAAGAUCGUCCUCUUCCUAGCACCGAAUAUGACGCCCUCUCAAGCUCACCGAGCCUCGUCAAUCGAGCGAUUGCCAUGCACUUGCUCCGAGAAGGCCAAUUUUCAGUUGCAGCCACGUUUCUGGACGAAAUAGCGCAGGCAAAAUCCCCAGCCCAACCCGAAUACGAAGAUAGUUUGAUUAGCGAGAAUAAUGCGUCUGCAGUACUUGACCAAAUCCAUUCGGACAGAAUCCGUGAAGAGUUUACCAAAAUGUAUCACAUACUGCAUGAGCUUCGUGAGAGUUCGAAUUUACUACCUGCAAUAGACUGGGCAAGGGACAACCGAUCAAUCCUAGAGGGCCGAGGAAGCAACCUGGAGUUUGAGCUUUGUCGUCUUCAAUUCGUCUGGCUCUUUCAUGGUGGCACGGAACCACAAUACUCGCCAAGCGCCCGCGGUCGACAAGCUGCUUUGGAAUAUGCGAGGCGGGAGUUUUCAACCUUCACGCCUCGGUACCUGAAAGAGAUUCAACAACUUAUAGGGGCUAUGGCUUUUUGGCCAAAUUUGGACGACUCUCCAUAUCGACAUAUUUUCAACAACCCGACCGCUUGGUCUGAUGUUGCUCACUCUUUCACACGAGAGUUUUGCUCGUUACUUGGUUUGUCGGCAGACUCUCCUCUUUAUAUAGCGGCGACGGCCGGCGCCAUUGCCCUUCCCACUUUGUUGAAGCUGCAGACAAUCAUGAAAGCAAAGAGGACCGAGUGGACCACCCAGGAUGAACUUCCGGUCGAGAUUCCACUGCCGCCCUCGUAUCUGUUUCAUUCGAUAUUUGUGUGCCCCGUCUCGAAAGAACAAACUACAGAUCAGAACCCUCCUAUGAUGAUGCCAUGUGGUCACGUCAUUGCGCAGGAGUCACUUCAGCGAAUCAGCAAGGGUAACAAAUUCAAGUGCCCUUACUGCCCCAGCGAGAGCCAUCCGAAGAAUGCUCGGAAAGUCAUAUUCUGA
Molecule: messenger RNA, 1236 nt
Organism: Talaromyces amestolkiae
Lineage: Eukaryota; Fungi; Ascomycota; Eurotiomycetes; Eurotiales; Trichocomaceae
Exons: 4
Coding region: 1-1236 (411 amino acids)
Biological process (GO): proteasome-mediated ubiquitin-dependent protein catabolic process
Cellular component (GO): nucleus; cytoplasm; GID complex
Molecular function (GO): ubiquitin protein ligase activity; protein binding
Source: RefSeq, a predicted model, not a curated record